This is a messenger RNA of Tricharina praecox, 1495 nucleotides long. RefSeq names its product WD40-repeat-containing domain protein. Bases 136 to 1371 code for a protein of 411 amino acids. Gene Ontology annotation, biological process: mitotic spindle assembly checkpoint signaling. The record is from RefSeq and is a predicted model, not a curated record. Gene Ontology annotation, molecular function: ubiquitin binding. The transcript is spliced from 4 exons. Lineage: Eukaryota; Fungi; Ascomycota; Pezizomycetes; Pezizales; Pyronemataceae. Gene Ontology annotation, cellular component: mitotic checkpoint complex; kinetochore; bub1-bub3 complex.
CGCUGAAUUGAGGAUCCAACGAACAACAAGUCCACGCUUUGAUUCAGCAGUAUUGAUCGAGUCUGACUUCUUCCCCACCACCUCCUCACCGCAAUUUCGACUGCACUCUACAAUUGUGUCCCUCUGUGGUAGCGAAUGCACCCGAAAAACGGUCUAGAGGUGGGUGGUAAGCGAGGAGAUCGCCGGGUAAAUAGCGUUUCUUCACGUUCGACUUCUUAUCCUUCGCGUCAGUCACCACACGACGCAUUCACUUGCCGCGCCGCCGCCAGCCCGCCAGCCAGCCAGCCAGACAUUCCAAACAUCGAACCGACAACGACCACCAACGACUCACCCAUCACACAGCAAACCAUGGCCUCGGCAACAGCAUCAAACCAGCGCGAGCUCCCCUCACCGCCGUCGGACGCCAUCUCCUCUCUCACAUUUUCCCCCCAAACGCCGACGCGGCUCCUCGUCUCCUCGUGGGACAAGUACGUGCAUCUUUACGACACGCAUAGUGGCGUUGAUCAGGCCGGGUCGGAACUGACGCGAUUUGCACAUGCAGCGCCUGUGCUGGACUGCUGCUUCGGCGAGGGUGACGGUGACGUGUUUUCUGGAGGGUUGGACUGGACCGUAAAUCAGCUGGAUCCGGAGACGGGAAAGGUUAAGCUGCUGGGAACUCACGAGCAAAGCGUUAAGUCUAUUUGCUACAACACCGAAAUCAAAUCCCUAAUAUCCGGCGGUUGGGACAACCACGUGCACCUUUACGACCCGCGGUCCUCGACCCCACUGACCAGCAAACACGAGCAACUCCACAAGAUUUACUCUCUCUCCACGAGCGGGCACACGUUGGUAAUAGCCAUGGCGGCGCGCGCCUUCCACCUCUACGACCUCCGCAACAUGUCGGAGCCGUCGCAGGUGCGCGAAUCCAGUCUCAAGUUCAUGACACGCACCGUUGCAUGCAUGCCCAACGGCCUCGGGUACGCAUCGUCGUCGAUCGAGGGACGGGUGGCGGUCGAGUUCUUUGAUUCCAGCGAUGAGGUCCAGGCGAGGAAAUAUGCAUUCAAGUGCCAUAGGCAGGUUGAGAAUGGCGUCGAUGUGGUCUACCCCGUCAAUGCGUUGGCGUUCCACCCGGUGUAUGGAACGUUUGCUUCUGGUGGUGGUGACGGUGUCGUGAGUCUGUGGGAUGGAAUGGCGAAGCGGAGGUUGAGACAGUACCAGAAGUUCGGAGCCAGCAUUGCCGGGUUGUCGUUCAACAAGGAUGGAAAAUACCUGGCGAUAGGAAGUAGUGGUGGGUUCGAGGAUGGCAGGAAUGACGGAGAGUGUCCGCCCGACACGAUCAAAGUCUUCAUCAGAGAAAUGGCCGAAGGCGAGGGCAAAGGGAAAGGACAAUAGUAGGUACUAUAGUCAAAGCGGGCAACAUACUUGAGGAAAUGGGAUUCUUUGCGUGUAAACUACAUAUGGCGAUAGGGAGUUUUGGUGUUUCACACAGGUAGACAGAGACAGUACGUAGGAGAAC